This is a messenger RNA of Callorhinchus milii (elephant shark), 2864 nucleotides long. It is a transcript of the gene vps41, whose product is annotated as VPS41 subunit of HOPS complex. The record is from RefSeq and is a predicted model, not a curated record. The transcript has 29 exons. The coding region runs from base 74 to 2620 and encodes 848 amino acids. Gene Ontology annotation, biological process: macroautophagy; protein targeting to vacuole; endosomal vesicle fusion. Gene Ontology annotation, cellular component: HOPS complex; late endosome. Lineage: Eukaryota; Metazoa; Chordata; Chondrichthyes; Chimaeriformes; Callorhinchidae. Gene Ontology annotation, molecular function: protein binding.
GGGAGGGGGGGCUGGGGCGCGCAGGCGCACGGUGACGCGGUGCCCUCCCUCUGACGUACUGGUCACGAGCGCCAUGGCGGAAGUACACAAGGAUCCAAAGAAUUCUGAGGAGUCCACAGACGAAUCUGAAGAGGAAGAAAGUGAAGAGGAGCCAAAGCUAAAGUAUGAAAGACUGGCUAAUGGAGUCACAGAAAUUUUGAAGAAAGAUGCAGCAAGUUGCAUGACUGUCCAUGAUAAGUUUUUAGCACUGGGGACACAUCAAGGCAAGGUCUACUUACUGGACAUUCAAGGAAACAAGACCCAACAAUUUGAUAUUAGCUCUGUGAAGGUGAAUCAGAUAAGCCUGGAUGAAAGUGGGGAGCAUGUUGGUAUCUGUACAGAAGACGGCAAGGUCCAGGUGUUUGGAUUGUACACGAGAGAAGGAUUUCACGAAAACUUUGACUGUCCUAUCAAAAUAGUGGCUCUGAACCCGCAGUUUGGUAGAUCCAGCAGCAAGCAGUUCAUCACAGGAGGGAACAAGUUGCAAUUGUAUGAACGGAAUUGGCUGAGCCGAUGGAAAACCUCUACAUUACAUGAAGGAGAAGGCUCGAUAACCAAUGUCAAAUGGAGAGGAAACCUGAUUGCGUGGUCGAACAGUGUGGGAGUGAAAAUAUACGACACCAGCUCAAAGCAGCGAAUCACAACCGUGGCUCGAGACAAUACAAGCCUCCGUCCUGACAUGUAUCUCUGCAGCCUGUGCUGGAAGGACAAUGUGACGCUCAUUAUUGGCUGGGGAACAUCUGUUAAGGUCUGCGUGGUGAAACAGCGAGAUCCCACUGACGUGAGAGACUUGCCCACUCGUUAUGUUGAAAUAGUUUCUGUCUUUGAGUCAGAGUUUUACAUUAGUGGAAUUGCACCACUUGGUGAGCAUCUGGUCCUCUUGUAUUAUGUGAAGGAGGUGUUUGAACAAGCGGACAAAGAGCAUUGUUCACGACCCCGGCUUGACAUCGUUCAGCAUUUGCCAGAUUCGUAUGAGGAAGUCUCCUCUGAUGCUCUGUCUGUUCGAAGCUUCCAGGAAAAUGAAUGUAGAGAUUACCGUUUAGAGCACUCUGAGGGCGAGUCGCUGUUUUAUAUCAUCAGUCCGAAGGACAUUGUUGUCGCCAAGGAACGGGAUCAAGAUGACCACAUUGAGUGGCUACUUGGAAAAAAGAAGUAUGAAGAGGCUAUGAUGGCUGCUGAAAUCAGUCAGAAGAAUAUAAAAAGGCACAACAUGCUGGAUAUCGGCAGAGCCUAUAUAGACUAUUUAGUGGAGAAAGGAGAUUAUCAUGGAGCCGCAAGGAAAUGUCAGAAAGUACUUGGCAAGAACAUGGAUCUCUGGGAAAAUGAAGUGUACCGAUUUAGAAAGAUGGGGCAGCUCAAGGCAAUCAGUCAGUAUUUACCCAGAGGUGACCUGCGCCUGAGAGCUGCAAUCUAUGAAAUGAUCCUUUAUGAGUUUUUGGAAAGUGAUUAUGAGGGUUUUGCAUCACUGAUCAGAGAAUGGCCGGGCGACCUAUAUAACCACACGGCUGUGGUCCGAACUGUGUUAGAUCAUUUGGACAGGCAUCCAAAUAACAGAACGCUGCUGACAACUCUAGCAGAAUUGUACACAUAUGACCAGCGAUACGAUAAAGCUCUUGAAAUUUACCUAAAGUUACGACAUAAAGAUGCUUUCCAGCUGAUACACAAGCACAAUCUCUUCAGCUCUAUCAAAAAUAAAAUUGUUCUGCUCCUGGAGUUCGAUACGGAGAAAGCAGUGAACAUGCUUCUGGACAAUGAAGAUAAAAUUUCGAUUGAUAAAGUUGUUGAAGAACUGAAGGACCAACCAGAACUACAGCAUAAGUAUCUGCAUAACCUGUUUAAGCGAGAUCACCAUAAGGGACAGAAGUAUCAUGAGCUACAGAUCAGCCUGUUCGCUGAAUACGAUCGAAAAAAUCUGCUUCCGUUCCUGCGAAACAGCACCCAUUGCCCGCUGGAGAAGGCUCUCGAAAUUUGCCAGGAGCGGAAUUUUGUUGAAGAAACCGUAUUUUUACUAAGCAGGAUGGGUAAUAGCCGCCGUGCGCUACAGAUGAUAACUGAGGAGCUCCAGGAUGUGGACAAGGCCAUUGAGUUUGCUAAAGAACAGGACGAUGCUGAACUCUGGGAGGACCUGAUCUCUUAUUCCAUCGACAAGCCACCCUUUAUAACUGGAUUGUUGAACAACAUCGGCACCCAUGUUGAUCCAAUCCUGUUGAUCCACCGAAUAAAGGAAGGCAUGGAGAUCCCUAACCUGAGAGACUCGCUGGUGAAGAUUCUGCAGGACUAUAACUUGCAGAUUUUAUUGCGAGAAGGAUGCAAGAAGAUUCUAGUUUCGGACUGUUUGGCUUUAUUGAAAAGAAUGCAUAAAACUCAGCAGAAAGGUGUCCAUGUUAAUGAAGAGAACAUUUGUGAAUCCUGCCACGCUCCCAUUCUGCCUGCCGAUGUUGCCAAGAUGUUCAGUGUGGUAGUUUUCCACUGCAGGCACAUGUUUCACAAAGAAUGCCUUCCCACACCUGGCAUGUUUUGUAACAUAUGCAGUGCCAAACGCCGAGGGCCUGGCAGUGGACUGAGUGAGCUGAAGAAGUGAGGAUGCACUUUGAAUGAAUGCUGCAUCGUCUGUGGUGAUUGAGAGAAUUAUCUGACUAAUCCUGGGCUGUCGGAGGAUUUUAUUGUAAGAAGUCCAACAUUGGCUUGGUGCUUUAAAGCUUGUGAAUGUUUGUCAAAUGGUCUAUCUUAAUAAGAUUACUUCGCAACCACUGAACCUUUUCCAAACAUAACUUGUUUAAAACUGCGUUUGAAUGUAGCUGAAAUAAAGUAGAUGGAUCUCUGUU